This is a messenger RNA of Zingiber officinale, 2214 nucleotides long. RefSeq names its product ankyrin repeat-containing protein ITN1-like. Bases 220 to 2046 code for a protein of 608 amino acids. Lineage: Eukaryota; Viridiplantae; Streptophyta; Magnoliopsida; Zingiberales; Zingiberaceae. The transcript is spliced from 4 exons. Gene Ontology annotation, molecular function: protein phosphatase regulator activity; protein phosphatase 1 binding. Gene Ontology annotation, cellular component: plasma membrane. The record is from RefSeq and is a predicted model, not a curated record.
UGCCAUGGAGAAAGACCUCCAUAAUUAGUCUUCCUAACGCGGACUGGUUUCUAGUCCUGGCUCGGUCCGGCAAUGGCGUGCAUUCUUAGUUGGGGUUGCAGGCGAUCGCUUGGUGGAGCAGCUGGAGAUCCAAGGCGAUGAUGGAUCUCCGAACCGACAAAGUUCCGCACUUGAUUUGACGGAGGAGGAGAAAGGCAUCUGGAAUCUGCAUCAUCCCUCAUGAACCCGAGUUCGCCAUCUCCGCCGCCAGUCCCCGCGCUGCGGGUUUCCGACUCUGGGAGACGCAUGUGCCGAGAAGCAGCGGGGCCGACUUCAACGCCCGUCACGCCCUCGACCCCGGCAACGCCCUCGACGCCUGCUACUCCGGCACUAGUGCUUUCCAACUCCAGUAAACGUAUGGACGCGUCUCCCUCGCUGGUGCUCUCCAACUCGGGAAAUAGGAUUGACCCGUCGGGGAGGAAGAAGUACGUGAAGCAGGUGACGGGACGGCACAAUGACACGGAGCUUCACCUCGCGGCUAAGCGGGGCGAUCUCGAAGCCGUGAAGCAGAUCCUCGGCGAGAUCGACGCCCAGAUGACGGGGACGGCGAUGGGGGCAGAGUUCGAUGCCGAGGUGGCGGAGAUACGGGCUGCCGUUGUGAAUGACGUCAACGAAGUGGACGAGACUGCGCUGUUCGUGGCGGCUGAGAAAGGGUUUCUCGAUUUGGUGGUUGAGCUGCUCAAGUACUCCGAUCGGGAAAGUCUCACCCGGAAGAACAGAUCCGGGCUCGAUGUUCUCCAUGUUGCUGUUAGGGAAGGGCAACAAGCAAUUAUACAGGUACUCGUGGACCAUGACCCAACUCUCGUGAAGACCUUUGGACAAUCAAAUGCAACUCCCCUUAUAACUGCAUCAAUAAGAGGGCACACUGAAAUUGUCAAGCUGCUGCUGGAACAAGAUAGUAGCUUAAUUGAGUUGUCCAAAAGCAACGGAAAGAAUGCUCUUCACUUUUCUGCACGACAAGGGCAUGUUGAAAUUGUAGAGACAUUGCUUGGAAAGGAUCCGCAUCUUGCCAGGAGGACAGAUAAGAAGGGGCAAACUGCCUUGCAUAUGGCUGUGAAGGGCACAAACUGUGAAGUUGUUAAAGCCCUUGUGGAUGCUGAUCCAGCAAUAGUGAUGCUACCAGACAGAGCUGGGAACACAGUACUGCACGUGGCAACCAGAAAAAAGCGGGCAGAGAUAGUAAAUCUUCUACUGCUCCUCCCAGAUACAAAUGUGAAUGCAUUGACAAGAGAUCAUAAAACUGCAUUUGAUAUCGCUGAAGGCUUGCCUCUUUCCGAAGAGUCUGCUGAUAUUAAGGAUGCCUUAUCUCGCUGUGGAGCAUGCAGAGCCAAUGAACUGAAUCAACCAAGAGAUGAGCUGCGCAAGACUGUAACUGAGAUAAAAAAUGAUGUUCAUAUCCAACUAGAGCAAACUAGGAAAACAAACAAAAAUGUGCAUGGGAUUGCUAAGGAGCUUAGGAAACUUCAUAGGGAAGGUAUCAACAAUGCUACUAACUCAGUCACAGUGGUUGCAGUACUCUUCGCAACAGUAGCUUUUGCAUCCAUCUUUACAGUGCCCGGUGGAACCCAAGAUAGUGGUGUUGCAGUAGUUGUGCAAACAGAUGUUUUCAAGGUAUUCUUCAUCUUCAAUGCUAUUGCUCUUUUCACUUCAUUGGCCGUGGUGGUGAUUCAGAUAACACUUGUCCGGGGAGAGACAAAGGCAGAGCGGCGCGUUGUGGAGAUUAUAAAUAAAUUGAUGUGGUUGGCCUCCAUCUGCACCACCGUUGCUUUCAUUGCCGCAUCAUAUAUUGUCUUAGGUAGGAAGGUCCGAUGGGUUGCCAUUCUUGUUACACUAAUAGGUGGUCUGAUAAUGGCUGGAGUUCUUGGGACAAUGACUUUCUAUGUGGUAAAAUCCAAACGCACCCGUUCUAUCCGAAGGAAGAAGUCAAUUCAGAGGAGCACGUCAAGCUCAUGGCACGCCAACACUGAGUUAUCAGAUUCUGAAAUCGACAAGAUUUAUGCCAUCUAAGCUGAGGUUAUUGUUACCAAAACUCAGUGUCUGUAUACUUGGUCUCAUCUGCGCCCCUUGUGGCUCCAUCUACUACUAUGAAAAUCCACAAUGUCACAAUAUUGAGGUUCUAGCUGUUUCCUCCCAUUUUGUGCAAUAGUGGCCAAGUUUUCUUUAUAUCUGUUGAAA